This is a messenger RNA of Cephus cinctus (wheat stem sawfly), 8452 nucleotides long. RefSeq names its product voltage-dependent L-type calcium channel subunit beta-2 (gene Ca-beta). The record is from RefSeq and is a predicted model, not a curated record. The coding region runs from base 1450 to 3141 and encodes 563 amino acids. NCBI's taxonomy places the organism in Eukaryota, Metazoa, Arthropoda, Insecta, Hymenoptera, Cephidae. The transcript is spliced from 13 exons. Gene Ontology annotation, molecular function: protein binding; high voltage-gated calcium channel activity. Gene Ontology annotation, biological process: chemical synaptic transmission; regulation of voltage-gated calcium channel activity; calcium ion transmembrane transport. Gene Ontology annotation, cellular component: voltage-gated calcium channel complex.
CAUCGUUUCUCUCUCGUGGCUCCUCGCGAGCACGGCCCUUACGUCGUUUUGACGUUUCCAACGAACAUUUUCACGUGUCUGUCGUUUCGCAGAAACGUGCCCUGUCGUAUUCUUUCGGUUAAAUUCGUCACUCUUACCACGCCUCGGAUCCCAUCGCACCUCGCGAUAACGUGUUACACGAGGCUACGGUGCAAAUAAUAUUCCGGCAUUUAUCCCAUCGCGACGACAGUGUCUUCUUCUCAGGAGAGAUUUAAUCGACUCUACAGUUUCUCACAACGCCCUGGGCAUUCAUCGAAAAUAAUAAAUACACGCCUCAAUUACGACGAUCGCGUCGCUCCCUACGCCGCUUUGUUUCGUCUGAACGUGUAUCGUAGUCUGCUGGAGCUUCGUGCUCGCUCGUCGCUCUGUGUGGCUAGGCGUGAAUAUAGUUACGAUUACGUGCGUAUAAACGAUACUAGUCACGAGAAGUUUGUGCAUGGUUAACGCCAGUGUAUUGUGUUCAACGUGAUUCUCCCAGAAGCCGUUGUUCCUUCGAGUGAGGGACAAUCGUCCCGGAGAAAAAUUGUAUGAGGUUAGGACGGCCUCGUUGACAACUGGGAAAAAUUUGUGUCGCAGACUAGGCUUUUUCGAAGAAUCAAAAUCCUGCAAUCAGUCAAGCGGCAAUUGUCACUGAUCAGUGAAGUGGUGAACGUAGGGUGUGAGAUUUUUCUAGUGAAAUUUGAAAGAGAUUUUAUUUGGCAAUUUUUCAUUGUGUUUUCGUAUCUUUCUAUACUUUUAUUCCGUUAUUUUCUAUCUUACGGAAAAUACAGGGUCAACGCAGUGAUAGUCAUAAAGAGUCUGUGCGUGCCUCGGGAGACUAUCAGUUGCAAACAUGACACUUGACGGUUAAAACUAGGAACUUUAGUGUAACGUGCUAUCCGUCAAGAGUAAAGAUCAUGGAGUCUCGUCAUUGAAUGGCUGCGUUUGUUAAAAAGUGAAUAUCCAAGCAGUGACAACGUGAGUGCAGUGUUUUAAAAAUAAUAUCGGUCAAUCCAAAAUCGUGCAAGAGGCAUAAAAUAAAGAUCAGUGAGAAUUCUGGGACAGGGUGACAGUGGGUGGUGGCGAUAGUGUCAAGAGGUCAUAGGUGGUCGGGAGAGAAUUAAAUCGGGAAGUAGUGAAGUGUGUGAUGUGGUGGUGUCCCCCGGGUGGCCACGGGGGCAGGAGGUCGUCGUCAGCACAGUCGUGAGGGGUCCAGGGUGGCAAUCGCGCUUGCCCCUUACCGAGGGGCAGUUCCUUGAGGAACCGGAAGAGGCCGAAGAGGAGGAAUGGUGUGACCUCCGGCGUCAUCCCGCCCGACGCGGAGGUGCUGCUGGAGGCGGUGAAGGUGCUCGAGGUCGUGCUGGAGGAGGUGGCGGAGGAGGCGGAGGAGCCGAGCAGCUGCUGCUCGACUCGGAGGAGGAGGAUCUGGCGAUGUCGAAGCAGCCUCGCGGGGAACGAGAGAUCCGCGACCAUCGUGACCUUCGGGACUCUCAUCCAUCCAGGCAUCGGGAUUACGAGCAGGAUUACGACCUGCACCCUGCCGCACCGACAACAUCAUCGGCCUUCACGAACAACCCGGAGAGAUCCAACGGAAGAGCUAACAUCACUGAGGAACCUUGCGACACGCUACAAUUAGUCAAUCUCUGCGUACCUCAAAGAACGACUGCACUUGGCUCGGCGGACUCGAAUUACUCGCAGCCGAGCUCGGAUCUCUCGCUGGACGAGGAGAAGGAAAGUUUGCGUCGCGAAAAGGAGAGACAGGCCCUUAAUCAACUUGAAAAAGCUAGGACGAAACCGGUAGCGUUUGCCGUCAGGACGAACGUCAGCUAUGACGGUUCCGUCGAUGACGACUCGCCAGUCCACGGCUCGGCCGUCAGUUUUGACGUCCGCGAUUUUCUCCAUAUUAAGGAGAAGUACGACAACAACUGGUGGAUUGGAAGGCUCGUGAAGGAGGGUUGCGAUGUAGGGUUCAUCCCCUCGCCGGUUAAACUAGAGGCACUCAGAGUACAGGCUAGUGCUGCUCGUGGUACCAGGGGAUUUUAUUCAUCACGCGGAGGAUCCUCUGGUAACCUUGGUGAGAGUGGUAUGCCAUCUCGUGGUUCGACACCUCCGACACCAGGUGACGACAGCAAUAGCGUUGGAAACGUACGUCCUGGAAAAGCCACCCUUACCACCCCUCCGGCUAAGGAGAAGAGGAAGAACUUCUUCAAAAAGCCGUCCUACGAAACGGCUACACCGUACGACGUAGUACCGUCUAUGAGGCCGGUUGUUCUGGUUGGACCAUCUCUGAAAGGUUACGAGGUCACGGACAUGAUGCAGAAGGCACUUUUCGAUUUUCUCAAGCAUCGUUUUGAAGGCAGGAUAAUCAUAACGAGGGUAAUGGCGGACAUCUCGCUGGCAAAAAGAUCCUUGCUGAACAAUCCAACCAAGCGCGCUCUCAUGGAACAAUCCGCAAGUAAAAGUAGUUGUCUCGCCGAGGUCCAAGCUGAAAUCGAGAGGAUCUUCGAGCUCGCCAGGACUCUUCAGCUGGUCGUCCUAGAUUGCGAUACGAUCAAUCAUCCCUCCCAGCUGGCAAAGACCAGUCUGGCGCCCACUAUAGUCUACCUGAAGAUCUCCUCGCCAAAGGUACUCCAGAGGCUGAUAAAGUCGCGUGGAAAAUCGCAGGCGCGACACCUCAACGUGCAAAUGGUGGCUGCUGAAAAGUUGGCCCAAUGCCCACCGGAAAUGUUCGACGUGAUACUCGAUGAAAAUCAGCUUGACGAAGCUUGCGAACACGUGGCUGAAUAUCUCGAAGCUUAUUGGCGGGCAACUCAUCCUCCUGUUGUCGCGCAGGUACCACGUGCCGUUGCUGCACCCGAUGCACCCAUUGACGCAUUGGCACCCAGAGUCACACCAGGAGGUCAUCAUGAGAGUUACUACGGCCACGAGCCAAGAGGAUCAGCUUCUUACAGCGGCAGCCAUAUUGGAGGUGGUACAAGACGAUCCAGACUGGAGAGGUUGGAUCGGGAUCGAGGCGAUCGAGGCGAGCACGAUUAUGGAACAGAAGAGGAAUCAUACGAAUACAGCAGCACUGCGUCCCGACGCCGUCAGCCACAAGACUCUCGAGCUCUGAACGCUAUUUAGGAGCCGGGGCCCCGGGGCCUGUCGCUACAGCGCUGUCCCCACCUGCGCACCACCGCCCUCUAGUUGCUAGGCCAGAGAACUAUGCCACGCUAGCGAUCUCUCUCGGCAAACGCGCCAACUUCUGAGGAGCAACCCGCUGUGCCUGAACGAAUUAUAGAGCGCGCGUCUUUGGGGUUGCGAUUGGUUAGGCGCGAAGUUACUGCAUUAAGAUUCGAGGCCCUUAUCCUAUCCAACCCUUAGGAGAACAGAAGCAAAACGCAGGAAAACCCCUUCCCAUCGCGGAAUCAGCACGAACUUGUACAGGCUGUGAACUGUACGGGACACGUGUACAAAGAGCCCUGGGGCCUUGAUAUUUAAUUGUUCUUUUUCAUUUUUUCUCUCCUUUUUUUUUAAAAAAAAAAAGGCUGAUUCCUAUCAGGCCCCAUUUUUUGUCACCGCCAACUGCACCCCCCCUCUCCAUCUUCCCCCCACCUCAUCAAUCACAAAUAAUUCACAUCCGAAUUUCCUUAUCGGUGGAGAACGCUACGCAAAUGCGAGAACUUGAUCUUGUCGAACGAUAUAUGCUGUGUGCGUGAUCUUAUUGAUCAUUGUUGAGAUCAAUGAGUCGAUGAGACAUUCUUCUUUUUCGGGGCGGGUUUUGUCACAAUAUAUGGCGGUCGAGCUGUCGCGAUUCUGGGUUUAGGGAGAUCAGAGAUAUAAUGGGUAAUCAUUGUAGGUGUAUCUAUUAUUCGCGCGAACAACAAUUGAAGUAAUAAUUAAAUCUCUCUAUUAUUUUAAUAACAAUACCACGAGUGAACGGAUAUCGUAACGUGUACAAGAGAUCGAAGGAUAUAUUUAAUGUAAACGAGGCGAUUAUUAAAGAUAACGAUUUUGGAUUACGCGUCGAAGGUUAUACAUGAGGCUGCUAUAUUUAUAAAUUUUAUUAGAGUAUAUAUAUAUAUAUUAUAUAUAUAUAUUAUACAGAUAUAUAUUCACACAUGGUGAACACAAUACCUACCACCUACUUGCGUAAUAACAGAUUAAAGUAAAUUUAUAUAGAGAUAUUACGAUCCGAUAGUGGGGUACUGUACAUAUUGUAAGAAACCUUGAAGUAACUUAUCUACGAGAAAAAAAAAGUCUAUUGUGACGGCUGCUACGUGUUUGUUUUGUGUUUACUUGAAUUUUCGAAAUUUGAAAAUUCUAUUCUUUCGUGUUAUCAAUGAUCGAUUCAGUGCACUGAUAUCUAUCAGUAUUAAAGUCUCUAGUAUUUUGGUAUUUGAGAGAUCUUUUUGGCCUAUAAGUUUUGAAAUUUCAAUUUUUUAAUUUGAACGAUUAGGAAUUCGUAGAUCAUUAUACUUUGUUGUAAUAGCCGUAUCGCGAGGGUCAAACUUGUAAUUAUUUGUUAUUAGUAAUCUUAUACAUAAAUCGACUAACUAUAAAGACUAACGUGUAAUAGAUAAACGGCAUUAUUUGCGGUAAAACGAUAUAACGCGUAGAUAACAAUUGUCAUUGAUUACGAGCGAUUCAAUUUGUAUCGAUUUGAAAUCGAUGAAAUUCAGUAGUGACUCACUUACCCAUAGUCACACGAUAAUCGAUAGAUGCUAUUGGUAAUUAAGUCGUUACGAAAGGAUGCGCCUUUUUCCUGACCGUGUUCGCGCGCGAUGCCUCUAGGCUUUUACAUACGUACAUACGUACACACGUUACAUAUAAUUGACGCGACAAGCCGAGUUCACACUGUGGGUUUUUGUCGUCCGUAAAGGUUUCCCAUGAUGAUACGAAAAAUUCCAUUUAUAGUUUAAGCGGCAAGUAGACAAUUUGAAGGAUCUGUGCCUCGGGCUACGAACGAAAAAAAAAAAAAAAUACUAUUUAUCCAUUAUUCUCCAUUGUUUCAAGUUCACAGUCUACGAUUCGCCGGCACGAGGCCCAUUUCCUAUUUAGAGACAUACGUAUAUAAGGAAACUGCGCAGAGAUAAAUCUUUUGAAAAUCUUACGAACAAAGCGAGAGCCAAGGUGGUAUAUAAACGAAUAGUGAUAGAAAAAAAGAAAGAAAGAAAAGUGGCGCUGGAGAAAAAUAUUCUGGUGGAUAAUUAGAAUAAAAUUUUUCUUAUCUACGACGCAGGGAAUAUGACGGUAAAUUAUUAAGAGCGUGUAUGUACUGUACGUUUGUAUAUAAUAAUCGACCUUGUAUUUAGGUUGGGACCGUACCCGGUCCCCGAGUGCCGCGGAUGUAUUAUUACGAGAACUACGCGAAUCAUUUACCAUUGUAUUAAUAAUCGAUACUUACUAAGUCCCAAAUGUGUGAUACAAGCUUUAAAUCGAGGUCCAAGUUGGAAAUUGGACGGCGACACGUGUUUAGCUUACUGAAAAUUAUGAUGGAUAAGUGGAAGUCAACAGAGUGAAAUCGAUUUAGAAAGAAACGAAAAAAUGAUGGAUACAGGAAACCGGAAGUGGUUAGCAAUCGCGAAGAAGGCGUACGCCGAGCUUCUCUUCUAGUAUACAAUAUGACGUCAUUUCCGUAUCCAGGAGUCGUCUUCGUCCUUGUUACUUACUGUUUAUUUUUAAAAAAAUUUUGUUCCUCAUUCGGGUAUUGUCAGACUUUUUAAUGAUUUUUUUUGUUGAUAUUUUGAAUACCGGAUCCUCCGAUAUACGGAAUGAUGAUUGAACGUUGACGCGCGAUUUAAUCGAUCCCCUUUAAAGGCAACAGUGAACACUACGUCAUAAUCAUUGUACGUCGAUUUACGAUGCUCAGGCUCGAUGCUGUUCGAACGCUUUAUGUCGUGCGUCAUUGUAACGUCUGUUCCGAUGACCAGAGGAUUCAAAUAAUGGCGGGAAGAAAAAAACGGUUCAAGAUCAAAGUGACGUUGCGCGAGGCGAUGAAUCUUUUUUCGAUUUUUUUCGUAGCGUUUAUUGUGUUGCAUGGUUUAUUUGUACUACUUGCGAAGAAUCGUACGUGCUCGCAAUUUGUAUUGAUCGGAAGGGACGUUAAUUUGACUGGGCGAAAAUGCGCGUGAGAUUUUUUGUAAAAUUUUGUAAGAGUUUCUAAGAAUUAAGCAGCCACUCUAAAUUACACAAUCAAACACUGACACGCACGUACCACAGAGACAGGGUACACUGGUUCGUGACUUAAUGUGUAUAUGGGCAAUGGAAAGAAAGGUCAGGAGGAUAAAUAGGAGACGAAAUGAAAAGAAAUAAUAGUAACGUAAUUCGUAAAGGCGUAGCGACAUUAAAAAUGCAAAAAUUAUGAGAAAUAGGUAAAGGAUGCUUACUUCGAUUAAUUUUAAGGGUAGCUACGAUCUAUUCUCUCUGUCGGUAACGAUGAAAAUACUCAUGUCAGCCUGCAGUAGUGACAUCUAGCUCGGACUAUCCAAAGUAAAACGCAUAUAUGAAGAAGAAAAGACGAGUCCUAUACUGAAAGUCCGCCUUUUCGUUUUCGCGAUCGUCACUAUAUUAGAACAGUAUCGACAAUGUGACAGAUCAAUUGAGAGAGUGGUAAAGGAGAAAUGAAAGUGGGUGAAAGUGAACAGAGAAAUUUGACGUUUGGGAUGCUACGUGCGAGUUAAGGGAGUUUGUUAGAAAAUUAAAUAACAAAUAGGACGAGCUUCGUAAGUGCUGCGAAAAUCUAGCGUCGCUUUGGUAUUGCGAAGAAAUUUAGAGAAUAUAAAAUAAGAUUGUGCAUGACUAUCGUCAGAGUGACGGGCGGGGGUAGGGGGAGGGAAAAUGUCGGAGAGAAUGAAAUGAAAAUAGACUCGCGAAAAAAAUAGUGGCAGGUAUUUAACAUUUGAACUGCCGUGUGAAAAAAAAAACGCUGAAAGUCCAAAUUGGGAACAUACGAAGUUUUUUGGGUAGACUUGAUUUUUUCUUUUUCUUUUUACGUAUAACGGUGAUCGUGACAAGCCGCGCGAUCCUCGCGCCAUCUAUGCGAGACGUGAAGAACUGAACGCGUGCGUUAAUACCUAAUUUUGAAAUUUUUGAUUUGUUCUUAAUUACUCCGUUUUUUUUCACUUUUUUCUGCAAACUUUAUCCUUGAAAUGAUCACUUUUUUCUGCAAUAUAUCACACCAACACCAAAAACGCAACUUCACGUUUUACAUUAAGCUAAUUAAUCAACAUAUCGGAUUACACUGCACACGUAAUACAAACCGAUUACAAUAAUGAAAAAAAAAAAAAAAGAAAAAACAGUAUAUGGUUGCCGAAUAAUUUGCAUCGAUCACAUUAUCAAUGAAUUACGUUGACGAUGUAACAUCGUCAGGAUUAUUAUUGUUAUUGGAUAAUUGUAACGACUAAUUAAUUACCGCGAGUGCGUCAUGUGUGAUUGCGUGAACGAGUACAGAGAAUUUAAAAAAAAAUGUGUGACUGUGUCAAGGGAGGGAGAAUACGACAGUGAGCGCGGAAGAGAGAGGAGUAAGUGGCGAUUUACACUUAUUCAAGUCGAAAAUGGAAUUGAGACGAUUAAUUAAUGAGAUGUUGUAAAUUGAUCUAUAGCAAAAUGAAAAGUGCUAUGACGGCGAGAGCGCACUCUUCGACUAUAAGGCCCACUUUUCAGUGUCACAUCCGUCACGUCUACGGUUUCUCGUGACGAAUCGUCGUCGUUGUUUUAUUUGACGGAAUAAUUUUUUACAAUUUUCUCUUUUUUUUUUGGAUUAUUCAAUCACUAAUUGUGCUUCGAUGUUCAUCUACCGGUAUCGAUAACGCGUAUACCAGGAUGCAUCCUCAGCUACUGGGUUAUCUAAGAUUUAUUUUUGGAUGUAUCGUUGAUAAUGUUUCACGACGCUCGAAGAGUGCGAUGCUCGCAGUUGUUUCGAUGUUGAUAUGUCAAUGCUGUGAUGUUAUCCUUUGAAAUUUAAAGAAAAAUAAUAAUAAUAAUUCAAGUAUCCCCCUUUCCCAGCGCACUCGAUCCAGUGGCUUUUAUCCUUUUACCUUGAAUCCCUCCUCUUCUCCCCUCUCCCAGCCUUUCCCACGUUCCCGCCUAGCAAGUCUUCACUAACCAAUCCGGUGAGACUUCUCUUUCACUCCUUGAGAAAUAAAUAUUUCUAUUACUGUACCCCCGCAUAGCCCUUAAUAGCUAGACUCUUAAUCAUAUUUAAUGUAAAGAUUAAUUGUUACAUCAGUGAUUUUUCUUGUAUACGUGGUUUUUUGGAAAUGGAUGCUCCGCGUGCCGCUAGAAUUUAUUAAAUGAUUAUAUAUGUGUCGUGCGCGAUACUGCGGGACGUAAUGCUCCCCCAUUAUACCUUUGAUCGGGACGACAGUUGAGCGCGGUUUCCCUCCGAAAAAUCACUAGAUCCAAAUUCCUACACUUGUCGCAUUUGUAAAUAAAAUUUUUAUUAUCACAAGUA